CAGUUGCGGACAUAACGGACUAACUGCCCAAUCAGGCAACGUUUAUGUUUAUGUUUUUAACCUUCGUGAUCGAAUUGAAGGAAAAUGAUGUCUUGUUUGUCAGUUCGUUUCUCUUUAGAAUGUAAAGGAAUUCUGCGUUCGUUUCCAAAUUACGCCCUUAGAAACAUUUCCCCCAAAAAACCGUGGAAUGGAACAGUUUACUCUACAAGCAAAUUCGUACUCAGUGACAAACAGCAAAAUCAGCAACAGCUUGCUAAACCAAAACUUGCCGAACGGCUUGUGGAUGGCUGCCCUAAACCGAUGCAACCGUAUCUCAGAUUGAUGAGAAUAGAUCGUCCUAUAGGAACAUGGUUACUUUUUUGGCCUUGUAGUUGGAGUGUAGCAUUAGCUGCAGCACCAGGAUGUCUCCCUGAUUUUGGCAUGCUAAGUCUUAUGCUGGCUGGAUCAUUCGUGAUGAGGGGUGCAGGUUGCACAAUAAACGACAUGUGGGACCAAAAAAUAGAUCGUAAGGUUGAACGAACAAAAAACAGACCAUUAGCCAGCAAUCAAAUCACCCCUUUUAAUGCAUUAAUUUUUUUGGGUGCCCAGCUCAGUGUGGGACUUGCCAUUCUUUUACAGUUAAAUUGGUACACAAUUCUUUUGGGAGCAAGUUCGUUGGGUCUGGUUAUAUCAUACCCUCUUAUGAAACGAAUAACAUAUUGGCCUCAAUUUAUACUCGGCUUGACCUUUAACUGGGGUGCAUUAGUCGGAUAUUCUGCUGUACAAGGUCACUGUGACUGGAGUAUAUGUUUGCCCCUCUAUGCCGCUGGAGUAGCUUGGACAUUGGUGUAUGACACCAUCUACGCCCAUCAAGUAGAAUUUCAUUUAACUUAUGAAUUUAUCAUUUGUGGUUUAAAAGAAGAUUUGAAAUCUAGGAUAAACAUGACGAUGUUAUCGUAG
This is a messenger RNA of Daphnia pulex (common water flea), 939 nucleotides long. RefSeq names its product 4-hydroxybenzoate polyprenyltransferase, mitochondrial-like (gene Coq2). The coding region runs from base 85 to 939 and encodes 284 amino acids. The record is from RefSeq and is a predicted model, not a curated record. Lineage: Eukaryota; Metazoa; Arthropoda; Branchiopoda; Diplostraca; Daphniidae. Gene Ontology annotation, cellular component: mitochondrial inner membrane. Gene Ontology annotation, biological process: ubiquinone biosynthetic process. The transcript has 4 exons.